AUGGCUUCAAGCAACGCUAAUCUGCCAAGAUACGUACCAAAUCAAAGCCCAAGUAAAUCACCAUUACCACUUCUUAGUAGCCAAACAAGUUCAAUAUUGAAGAUGCAAUCACCAUUGCCGACUUCAAAUGAGCUUGGGUAUGGGAGGCAGAGAGGAUCAUUUAGAGGCUCUAGUUCUUGUGCAGGAGCUGAUGGGGUUUUAUUGACAUGGGAUGAUUUAUGGGUCACUGUACCUUCCUCGGGAAAUGGUAUUAGUAGCACUAACAAUGGUAGAGCCUUAAUUCAAGACCUUAACGGGUAUGCUCAGCCUAGUGAGAUCUUGGCUAUUAUGGGUCCUUCUGGCUCUGGAAAAUCAACUCUUCUUGACGCAUUAGCAGGGAGAUUAGCCUCAAACACAAGACAGUCAGGGUCGAUCAAAGUGAAUGGUCGAAAGCAAACAUUAGCUUUUGGAACGUCUGCUUAUGUUACUCAAGAUGAUACAUUGACAGCAACGUUAACGGUGAAAGAAUCUGUUUACUAUUCUGCUAUGAUCCAACUUCCUGAAUCUAUGACAAGAGCUGAAAAGAAAGAGAGGGCAGAGACAACAAUACGGGAAAUGGGAUUACGAGAAGCAAUGAAUACAAGAAUAGGAGGAUGGAGCGGUAAAGGACUUAAUGGAGGAGAAAAACGUAGAGUAAGCAUUUGUAUAGAGAUUUUAAGACGUCCAAAGCUACUCUUUCUAGAUGAACCAACAAGUGGUCCCGAUGGUGCAGCAUCAUAUCAUGUCAUGAUGAGAAUUCUUAAGCUUUCGCAACAAUGUGGAAUGACAGUUAUUGCUUCCAUUCACCAACCAAGCAGUGAAGUCUUUGCUCUAUUUCAUAAUCUUUGUCUACUUUCCUCUGGUAGAACAAUUUAUUUUGGUCUCGCUUCUGCAGCAUAUGAGUUUUUCACAUUGAAUGGAUUCCCUUGCCCAACUAUGAGAAACCCAUCGGAUCACUAUCUGAGAACCAUCAACAAAGACUUUGAUAAAUUAAGUUUUAUUGAAGAUGAGGACAGUGAACAAGGUUUUGCGGGAAACAAAAUAUCAACUACAGAGGAAGCAAUCCAAAUAUUAGUGGAGUCAUACAAGUCCUCUCAAUUCUUUCAACAAGUAAAACAUUGUGUAUCUGAAAUCUCUAAUAAGGAAGGGCACGUACUUGUGAAAGGAAGUCAAGCUUGCUUCUUAACACAGGCAUCUGUCCUUACACGAAGGUCCUUUGUGAACAUGUAUCGCGAUUUAGGUUACUACUGGUUGGGUCUUGGAAUAUAUAUUUCAAUAUGUUUUUGUAUCGGUAUGAUUUUUCAUGAUAUUGGACACAAUUUUGAUUCAAUACAGGCUAGAGGUUUGAUGCUUAUGUUUGUAGCUUCAUUAUUAACUCUCAUGUCAAUUGGUGGAUUCCCUUCUUUCGUGGAGGAUAUGGAGAUCUUUGGCAGAGAAAGAUUAAACGGGCAUUAUGGUGUUGCAGCCACCAACUUUCCGAAAAGUUGCGACUCAACCGAACCCAACAUUUUCCUAUAUAGAGAGAAGUUCGGUUAAGAAAAAAAAAUUGCGAGUCAACUGAACUUAUGAGUUCGGUUAGGGAACAAUUUUUUUCUUAACCGAAGUGUUUUUCGAGUUCUUCAUCUGUAAGUGUAGUAACGGUUUAAAGAGGGAAGAAGAGAAGGAGAUGAUUUUUUUUUAACUCAAAAAAUCGACUAGGUGGUGAUGUAAUUUUGAUUUUGAUUUUUUUAUUGAUUUAAAAUAGGUAAAAGAUAUGUUAGUCAUUUCCGUACUUUAUGACACUCCUUGUAAGUACAACCAAGAUAGACUCACUAAUCAUGGUCCCUCCAAAAUGGAGUGGUGCCCAAAAAAUGAUUCUAGUCUUGU
Molecule: messenger RNA, 1884 nt
Organism: Papaver somniferum (opium poppy)
Lineage: Eukaryota; Viridiplantae; Streptophyta; Magnoliopsida; Ranunculales; Papaveraceae
Product: ABC transporter G family member 11-like
Exons: 7
Coding region: 1-1554 (517 amino acids)
Cellular component (GO): membrane
Molecular function (GO): ATP binding; ABC-type transporter activity; ATP hydrolysis activity
Source: RefSeq, a predicted model, not a curated record